AUGUUUCAACGUAAUGUGGCAAUAAACGCCUUCUUUUUCUUUUUCUAUCGUUCUUUCCUUUUAUGUUUUUUAUUUUCGUUUUUCUUUCUUUCUUUCUUUCUUUCUUUCUUUCUUUGCCCAUUUCAACAUUCAUUUAUAUAUUGCUUCCCUGAUUCAUUUAUUCCUCUUUCUUUCUUUCUUUCUUUCUUUCUUUCUUUCUUUCUUUCUUUAAUUCUUUCUACAUCUUUCUUUCUUUCUUUCAUUUAUUCUUUCUUCUUGUUUGUUUCUUUCUUUCUUUCUACAUCUGCUCAUUUAUCUUUCUUUCUUCCUUUCUGUAUAUUACAUCCCAACUUCAUUUAUUCCUCUCCUAAUUGUUUGAUUCAUUCCUUCUCUUUAAGAGACGUUAAACAUAUCUAUCUAUCUAUCUAUCUAUCUAUCUAUCUAUCUAUCUAUCUAUCUUCUUUCCCUCCUUACUUCCUUCCUUUCUUUCUUUCUUUUUCUCGUUUAGCCCGAGUGCUCAAGGUGCUCGGUUGCCAUGUGUCCCCACGAGGAGGCACUACAGAGGGCUUGCUUGAUGGAGAGGCUAUAUACUGGCAGGGGAAGACUUACGCACUCGGCUCCCCCUUUUCGUAUUUCUGCUGGCCAGCGGCUGUGGCUGAAAGCGACAAGCACUAG
Molecule: messenger RNA, 654 nt
Organism: Acanthosepion pharaonis
Lineage: Eukaryota; Metazoa; Mollusca; Cephalopoda; Sepiida; Sepiidae
Source: the annotation of a GenBank genome assembly